UUAUUUAAGAGAACAGCUUGCAGCUGAAAUUUUUCAAAAUUUGAUUAGAGGGAAACAUUUUAACCUAAAUGAACUGUUAUAUUUUGCAAAAAGAGAACUCGAAUUCACUGGUUCACGAAGUUUAUUAUAUACAGUAAUUCGAGACAUGGGUUUCAAAUUUAAAAAAAUUAAUAGUCGAAAAAUUUUAAUGGAAAGAAAUCAUGUGAUUACAGCUAAAGUAAAAUUUUUGAUGCGCUAUCUACAGUUAAAAUAUUCGGGGGAAGAUAUAAAUUUUAUAUUUUUGGACGAAACUUGGAUAUAUAAGAAUGGUUCUGAAUUACGUAGGUGGGUAAAAGACGAUGAUAAACGUUCGGUUAACAUUAAAAUAAAAAGUGAAGGAGACAGGUUUACUGUACUACAUGCAGGUUACAGAGGUGGCUUUUUAGAAAAUUGCUUAUUAGUUUUUAAUAGUAAGAAUACUGAUAAAGAUUAUCACAAGACGAUGAAUUUCCAAAUCUUUUAUAAUUGGGUCAAUAAAAAUCUAAUUCCAGCAGUACAAAAUUUAUCUGGCAAAAAUGUUGUGAUAAUGGAUAAUGCGCCCUAUCAUUCAGUCCUCAAAGAAAAAACACCCACACGAUCAUCAAAGAAAAGUGUUUUAAUACAAUUUUUAAUUGAACAUAAUGUAAAUGUUAAUGAACGCGAAACAAAAGCUCAACUUUGGGAAAAGAUCGUGCCAUUUUUGCAGCAAAAUAAAAAAAGGUAUGUCGUCGAUGAUCUUCUUCUGCAGCAUAAUAUUGAAGUGUUGAGACUUGCUCCGUAUCAUUGUCAACAUAAUGCAAUAGAUCUAGUUUGGGCCUAUUGCAAGACUUAUUACAAUAAGCAUAUCAACGAUGUCCUUCCACGAGAAAAAUCGUGUGACUAA
This is a messenger RNA of Onthophagus taurus, 901 nucleotides long. Lineage: Eukaryota; Metazoa; Arthropoda; Insecta; Coleoptera; Scarabaeidae. The record is from RefSeq and is a predicted model, not a curated record.